This is a messenger RNA of Siniperca chuatsi (mandarin fish), 7115 nucleotides long. RefSeq names its product early endosome antigen 1 (gene eea1). Bases 137 to 4339 code for a protein of 1400 amino acids. Gene Ontology annotation, biological process: endocytosis. The transcript is spliced from 30 exons. Lineage: Eukaryota; Metazoa; Chordata; Actinopteri; Centrarchiformes; Sinipercidae. Gene Ontology annotation, molecular function: 1-phosphatidylinositol binding; metal ion binding. The record is from RefSeq and is a predicted model, not a curated record. Gene Ontology annotation, cellular component: early endosome.
GCCUAACCAUCCUCUUCAUGACCCGCCCAUUCGCCGCUGCUGCCUGAGCUUGGUCAGGUGUUCAUUGUACAGCGACGUAAACUUUGAAUUUGGAAAACUUACUGGAUUUUUUGUGUGGACAAACACAGUCGAGGCCAUGCUUAGACGGAUACUUCAAAUGACUCCUGGGAAGGGAGGCUCCCAGAACGCAGAGUCAGAGCAGCCCAGCACAGAUCUUAACCACGAUCAGACGUCUGAGGGCUUCAUCUGUCCUCAGUGCAUGAAGUCUCACAACUCUGCAGAGGAGCUUUUCAAGCACUAUGAGCUGUUCCACGAUACCGGAGACCUGCCCGCUCAUGUGGCCCCCACUCGGGAAGACCUUACAAUGCUGCGGCAAGAGGUUCAGGACCUGCAUGCUUCUCUCAAGGAGGAAAGAUGGUUCUCUGGAGAGCUCAAGAAGGAGUUAGACAAAGUCCAAGGACACCUGAAGCAAACUGACGGACAGACGGGCUCAGAGGAUUCAGCCCUCGAAAGGAAGUUGAAUGAAGCGGAGACAGAAAAGUUCAACAUUAAGCAGAUGAAAGACCUGUUUGAGCAGAAGGCUGCCCAGCUGGCCACAGAGAUAGUAGACUUAAAGUCCCGCUAUGAUGAGGAGAAGAGCCUAAGGCAGGCUGCUGACCAGAGGCUGGCCAAAUUGACCGAACAGCUACAGAAAGAGAAGCAGGAGAACGAUAGACUUCAAACAGAACUGCUGCAGCGACCGGGAGUGGAGGAUGUGGAGGUACUGCAGAAGGAGCUGGUGCAGGUCCAGACACUGAUGGACAGUAUGACCCGCAAGAGGGAGGACGAGUCUGAACGUCUCAAAAACCACUACGAGCAGCUGCAGGCUAAUUACACUACCUCAGAGAUUCGUAAACUGGAGAUGACCAUAUCCCAACUGAAAGCAGAGCUGGAGAAAGGUCCGCAGGAAGCAGCCGUCUACACACAACAGAUCCACCAGCUGCAGAGCAAUCUGAAUAAUUUGCAGCAGCAAAGCCAGAGCCUGUCUGAAAAGCUUGCGCGUAAGGAGAAAGAGUAUCAGGAACUAGAGGAGCGUCUGGGAGCUGAGAAGGCUACCAAGAAGGGAGUUCAAGACAGCCUGAGGGAGAGGGAGCUGGAGGUUCAAGAGCUCCAGGCUCAGGCCACAGGGGCUGAGGCCUCCCUGCAGAAGGCCCAGAUGGAGCUUGUAGAGAGAGCUGAGGAGGUGGCAAAGUUGAAGAGUGAGGUCAUGGAGCUGGAGUUUAAGCACGCAGAGCUGAAGGUUGAGAGGAAACAGUUGGAACAGCAAAGGGAAGAAAAAGAGAGCCAUGGUGCUCAGCAGCAGACUGAGAUCAGUCAGCUGCACUCCAAACUGCUGGAGGCGGAGAGGCAGCUGGGCGAGGUGCAAGGUCGUCUUAAAGAACAGAGGCAGCUGUCUGGGGAGAAACUAAAAGACCGCGAGCAGCAAGCAGCCGACCUGCAGCUCAAACUGUCCCGUGCGGAAGAACAGUUGAAGGAGAGUGCCAGUAAGAAUACAGACCUGCAGCACCAGCUGGAGAAAGCCAAGCAGCAGCACCAGGAGCUGCAGGUGCUGCAGCAAAACACCAAUGGCAAACUCCGCGAGGCACAGAAUGACCUGGAGCAGGUGCUGCGUCAGAUCGGAGAUAAGGACCAGAAGAUCCAGAAUCUGGAGGCUCUGCUGCAGAAGAGUAAGGACAUUGUGAGCCAGCUGGAAACCGAGAGAGAGGACUUAUGUGCCAAGAUCCAGGCCGGGGAGGGAGAGACGGCUGUGCUCAACCAGCUAAAAGAGAAAAACCAUGCACUACAAGAACAAGUCACACAGUUGACAGAAAAGCUGAAGAACCAGUCGGAGAGCAACAAGCAAGCCCAGGAUAACCUUCAUGAGCAGGUCCAGGAGCAGAAGACCCUGCUGCGUUCAGCCCAAGACCGAGCCCACACCUUGGAGACCUCAGUCACUGAACUCACCACCCAGCUCGCAGACAGCAAGGAGAAGGUAUCCCAGCUGGACGCUCAGCUGAAGGGAAAGACAGAGAUGUUGUUAUCUGCAGAGGCAGCCAAGGCUGCACAGAAGGCUAACCUGGAGAACAACCUGGAGACUGCUCAGCAUGCAUUGCAGGACAAGCAGCAGGAGCUUAAUAAGGUUCAGAAGAAGGUGGAGGAGCAGGCCCAAAGGCUAAAGGAGAGACAGGAGCAGUGCACACAGCUGGAAGCCAGUCUGAAGGAAUGCAAAGACAAACUAAUGGCAUCAGAACAGCGUAUAGAGCAGCUGGAGGGGCUUAAUAAGAAAUUGGAGUCACAGGUUGGGGAGUUGCAGACCACACGGGACCAGGUGCAGCAAGACGUGCAGAAGCUGCAGAAGGAGGGGUCAGAGGUUAAACGGAAAGCCAAGGAGCUGCAGCACUCACUGGAAACAGAGAAAGCAGGGGCUACAACACUACAAGAGGAAUUAAAGAAAACAGCAGCUGCUUUGAGUGACAUUCAGCACGAGAUGGAGCGCAGUGAGCAGGAGAAAGCCGCUCUGAAGUUGAAUCUGGACAAGGUGAUCCAGGAGGGAAAGACUAAGCAUGCAGAGGUGGACAGGAAAGCUCAGAGCCUGGCAAUAGACUUACAAAAGGCCCAGCAGGAUAAAGAGGUUCAAAGGAAGGAGCUUGCCUCUGUGCAGGGGAGCCUAGCAAAGGCUAGUAAGGCACUGAAAGAGAGUCAGACUCAACUGGACACAGAGAGGAAGAACAAUAAGUCAGCCAUGGAGGAGAAGGAAAAGUCCAAUGAAAAGGCCAGACAGGAGCUUCUUAAGAAUAAUGAGGCCAUCACCAAGGCAAUGGAAGAAUAUAAAGAGCAGUUGGAGCAGAUGAGAGAGGCAGAGAAAAAGUUGAAAGUGCAGCUCACCACAGUGGAGCAGCAACACUCAAAGACUCAGGAGACGCUGAAGGAAAAAGAGAAUCAGUUGGAGAAGCUGCGGGCACAACUUAAGACGGCCCAGGGGUCCUUUGAGGAGGAGAUGCAGAAACUGAAGGGCCAAGUGGCAGGGUUACAAGAAGUUAAUGUCAAGAAGGAAGAAGAGGAGAGUAAGCUGAGGGCCCAGGUGUCAGGGCUCAGUCAGAAGCUGGCCUCUGAGAAGAGUCGGACGACAGAGCUGCAGAAGGCCUCGGAGCAAAGCCAGCAAAGCCUCACUAAGCUUCAGUCUGACUUCUAUGGCAAGGAGUCUGAGGUCUCUGCCCUGCGUCAAGACCUGAAGGUGUCAGAGGAGAAGCUGAACGUGGCUCAGGAAGAGCUGGCUGCUAACCGAACCCAUCAGACACGUUUAGAGGCUCAGAUUCAGGAACUGCAGACUGGCCGGGGCUCGUUGGAGCAGGAGCUGGCAAAACGGGACCAGAAGCUCCAACAGCAAGAACAAACCCUGAGGGAACUACAGAAGCAACAGGGUCAAGUAAAGGAGGAAGUGGAGAAGGAGAGGAGCAAAGUGGAGGAGCUGAACAAAGCCAAGAGUGUCCUGGAAAAGAAUAACACCAGACUGACUUCAGAAUUAAAAGCGCUAAUGGAGAAGAGCGAGAAGGAGCUGGGUGAGUUGCGGGAAGCCAAACAGCUGUUGAUCCAGCAGAAACUGGAGCUGCAGAGUCAGGUGGAGGCAGCACAGAGCACCCUGGAGCAGGAGCAGAAAGAGCACCAGGCCACCAGGGACAGCAGGAGCCAGAGAGAGGAACAGCUCCUUGCCCAAACCAAGGAUGUCCAGGAUCAGUUGUUGGCAGAGAAGCGAGCGAGAGAAGAGCAGGUGAAGCGUAGGGAGGAAGCAGAAGCAAAGAUGGGUGUGCAGGUGACAGCUCUGAAUGAAAAUGUGGCCACGCUGAAGAGAGAGUGGCAGGGCAGCCAACGGAGAGUCGGUGAACUGGAGAAGCAGACCGAUGAGCUGAGAGGAGAGAUCGCUGUGCUGGAGGCCACCAUCCAGAACAACCAGGACGAGAGACGGGCUCUUUUAGAAAGGUGUGUAAAGGGUGAAGGCGAAAUAGAGAAACUACAGGCCAAGGUGGUGGAGCUGAGGAGGAAGCUGGAUGACACGACAGCAGCCAUGCAGGAGCUUGGCAGAGAGAACCAGUCGCUCCAGAUCAAGCAGUCACAGUCUCUGACCAGGAAGUGGGCCGAAGAUCACGAAGUGCAGAACUGCAUGGCCUGUGGGAAAGGCUUUUCGGUCACUGUCAGGAAGCAUCAUUGCAGACAUUGCGGAAACAUUUUCUGUGCCGAGUGUUCAGGGAGGAACGCCCUCACGCCGUCCUCUAAAAAGCCAGUACGGGUCUGUGAGACAUGCUUUGAGGAGCUCCAAGGCUGAUUUCCCUCUCAUCCCUUUACCUCCCCCAAACACCCUCCAUACCCACUUUUUCCCUCCCCUUCCUACUCCAGCGGGCAGAAGAAGGCGUGUCUGUCAUAUUUUAAUGUGCACUAUAAAGGACAGACCCAGUGCAAAGACUCCCACCUGCAUGUGACUUCUGGCUCUGGUGUGGAGUGAAAUAACUGAAGGGUUUCAAUGAAGAGACACCAGAGCCACGUGAGGGGAUUGGGUGGGCUUGGUUGAGAUUGUCUGUGUCUGUUUUUGUGCCUUUGCUGCUCCUGUGGACUGCCAGAGAGCAGAGACAGUGAGAACUAAACACCAUCCAUCUCUUUUUAAGUUCAUAUUCACAUCUCCAUCGUUGUUUGGCAUCAUUAGCAAAUGCAAGGUGUUUGCUUUGUAUGUUGUAAAAUGUUUGGCAUCAGGAGGUGUAAGGUCAGCGCGACACUGCAAGAGUGACUGGGGAAGUAAAUAUUGUAAUAGCGAUGUUGAAAAUCAUUGCUGCCCUACAAAGGUAAAUGCAGGUAACUUUUGAAAAAUGUAAAUGCCCGAUGUGACAUAUUUUCUACUACACCAAUCUGAUCACUAAGACAUUUAAAUUCAGAUUUUUAUAGCAACUCAAGUAAGUACAAAAGUAUUUUUGGAUUUUUCACUGUAACUGACAUGCUGUAUUUAAUGUGUGUAAUGCAGAUUUGAUAUGUGAAUACGGAGGUGUGUUAAAAUUGUUUUUUUUUUUUUUUUUGAAGGAAAUCAUUAUUUGUGUUUAAAAUUAGAAUUACAUGCUGUCAACAGUUCAUUUGGCCCCAAAACAAGGCAACCAAUGCUUGUUAGUUCAUUAGCUGAAGUUUGUUUGUGGACAUGAUUUCAUUCAAAUAUUAAGUGGAGAUUUUACAUUUAAAAAUAUGCAUUAUGUUUAGUAAAUUCACAGUGGUAAAAAGAGACUAGAUCCUUUUUGGUAACAUUUUGUUGUUAACGGCAAAAGAUUGAGAUUUUAUGGGUCAAACGGCAUUUUUGGUGUUUAAGUCUUCAACUUUAAAAAGAAAAAGUGCCCUAAAGAAAAUCAGUCGAUUUAUGCACCAGCGAUUUUCUGUACAGGGCUUGAAAUCAAUUGUGAUGUCAAAUCAGUUACUGCAUGUUUCCUUUGUACGGCAGCGUGUUUGUUGAAAUUAAUGUAUUCAGCCUAUUUCAUGACCAAAGAAUGUCUGCAGCAGGAAUACAGUCGAGACGAAAACCCUGAGUUUGUUUCAUAUUUCAGUAUUUUUCUAAGCGUCUCUGAAAGCUUUUGAGUUUUAAAUCACAGGGUCCUAAAUUUUUAUCUUGAACACAGCAUGUAUGACCAUCUGAGGCUUUUAUGUGCAGUCAGUUGUUGCUGUGCCACAUUUCUCUGUGUGUCAAUUUCUGCAAAUUGUGGUGCUUUCUGCAGACUGGUAAUGCAGGUUGAAGAUGCCUGCAUGUUCAUUUUUAAAACUUUUUUUUUUCCCUGCUGCUUGUCUCCGCUCAACAGCACUGACUGACUGCUAGAGGUGUGUGUGUGUGUGUGUGUGUGUGUGUGUGUAUGUGUGUGCUCUGCUUUGAAGCAAUAACUGUGGCUGUAUGUGAUGUUGCUGUAACAGAGUGUGUGUUUUAGCGUUUAGGCCUGCUGUGUUUGUCUGCUGAGAUGCACUGUACGAAUGUUGGCUGCUCAGAACCUCAGUAUCUCUCUGCACGUUGUUCGGGGAUGUCAGUGCUGCUUUCAGGUGCAGCAGUUACUGUCAAUUCUCUGUCCAACCGGUCUGCAGCUGAGAACACUGUAAAAGUAAAUUCCUGCUUUGUAUAAUUUAUAAUUGUUGAUAUUGGUCAGAUCUUUUGUGCAAUUGUCUAAAGACUGGAGCAGGCGAAAACACUGUAAACCAGGCGACAAUACAGGCUGUUCUGGCAUUUUGUAUUUUGUUUCAGACAUUGGCUUACCAAAUUCGCUCUUUAUUCUUGUACACCCACUAAAAAAAGAACAUCCAUCUCAGUUGCAAGCUUUCAAGAACACCUGUCUCUUUUUUGUGUUGCAUUGGUUUUGUUCUGUCUACCUCAGAUUGGCACAGGAAAAGCACUAUUUGUAAACCUUAGAGAUCACAAAAAUUGUGUCAUUGCCUGCAUUUGAUCAAGGAUUUGUGAUUUAUCUAUCAAGCUGUACAGUCCCUUAAAAAACCCAGAGAUGAUUUGCACCGUAUUGUAUUCUGGGCUUGUUCGUAUGAGAACCCAGCCACAAAUGUAGGAACACCAACUUUAUAUAGGCUUCAGCAUUUCUAGCCCUGAUGUACUUAACUGCUGAUUAAUACUAAGGCUGUCAUAAUUAUCUUUGUAAAUGUUUGUAAUGAAAGAGAAAAAGGACCUAUAUAACACUUGUGGAUGUAGAAACAUGACAACAGUGAAAAUGUGUGUGGACUUAUCAGUGUCUUACAAAUUUUUACAAAAUGGCACCACAGACCUGUACACACUGAAUUGUGGCUUGCUUUGUGUUGCUGUCAGUUAUCAUGCAUGAUGACUUAACUGGUCGGUGGCUCUCACAUUUUCUCCAUGUUUAGAGUCAUCAUAAUUGAUGGUUGUGAAGGUGUGCCUUAGGCCAACAUCUUGUACGUCACUGCUUAUUGUUAGUGGUGGCAUGCACCACGUAUUACCACAGUCAGGGUGACCUCAGUUCACCUGAGGGGACGAGAGAAACAAUGUAAUUUAUGUUCACAUGCACCAGUUGAUUUUCUAAUUCAUCGUCAUGACAAACCUAAAUAAAACCUAAAGUAUGUUUCUA